Molecule: messenger RNA, 4395 nt
Organism: Eriocheir sinensis (Chinese mitten crab)
Lineage: Eukaryota; Metazoa; Arthropoda; Malacostraca; Decapoda; Varunidae
Product: gastrula zinc finger protein XlCGF8.2DB-like
Exons: 3
Coding region: 2404-3342 (312 amino acids)
Biological process (GO): regulation of transcription by RNA polymerase II
Molecular function (GO): DNA-binding transcription factor activity, RNA polymerase II-specific; RNA polymerase II cis-regulatory region sequence-specific DNA binding
Source: RefSeq, a predicted model, not a curated record
UACAAUUCACAGCUGCAUUUGGAUUAGUAUGAACUUAAAAGGGGAAAAAAUACUCAAUUUCGAAUAGGCUAGAAGGUUCAGUUAGGUUAUGAGUUAGGUUAGGUUAGGUUGUGCGCUGGGGCAUUCAGAUUGAUAGAAACUCAAAAGAGACAACAAAUAAUACUCAACAAUUCUGAAUAGGCUAGAAGGUUCGGUUAGGUUAUGAGUUAGGUUAGGUUAGGUUGUGCACUGGGGCAUUUGGAUUGAUAGAAACUCGGAAAAGGGAAAAAAUACUCAGUUUCGAAUAGGCUAAAAGAAUGUUCGGAUAGGUUAGGUUAGGUUGUGCACUGGGGCAUUCGGAUUGAUGGAAACUCGGAAAAGGGAAAAAAUACUCAGUUUCGAAUAGGCUAAAAGAAUGUUCGGAUAGGUUAGGUUAGGUUAGGUUGCGCACUGGGAGCAUUCGGAUUGAUGGAAACUCGGAAAAGGGAAAAAAUACUCAGUUUCGAAUAGGCUAAAAGAAUGUUCGGAUAGGUUAGGUUAGGUUGCGCACUGGGGCAUUCGGAUUGAUGGAAACUCGGAAAAGGGAAAAAAUACUCAGUUUCGAAUAGGCUAAAAGAAUGUUCGGAUAGGUUAGGUUAGGUUGCGUACUGGGGGCAUUCAAAUUAAUAGGAACUCGAAAAAGAUGAAAAAUAAUACUCAACAAUUUUGCAUACGCUAAAAUAAGGUUCGGUUAGGUUAGGUUGCGCACUGGGGCAUAAACACAUACUUAAUUUUGUACUUAAUGUUGUAUAAAUAUCUUAGUAUCAAGCAGCUAUGGAAGUUAUAUAUUGUAGGGAAUAUUGUGUUAGUAUUAGUGAUGUAGGGACUGGGGAAGGAAGGAGAGGGAAGGAAAGAUAAGGAAUAUAAUGUUAAAGGGAUUGAGGAAGGAAGAAGAGGGAAGGAAAAGGAAGGAAGGUUGUGUUAGUAUUAGUAAGUGAUGUUGAAGGGACUGGAGAAGGAAUAUUGUGUUAGUGAUUGUAAGUGAUGGGGAAGGGGAGGAAGGGAUUGGGGAAGGAGAGGGAAGGGAUUGGGGAAGGAGAGGAAAUGGAUUGGGGAAGGAAAGGAAACGAGAGGAGGGGAUUGGGGAAGGAGAGGAAACACGAGGAAGGGAUUGGGGAAGGAGAGGAGGAAGGGAUUGGGGAAGGAGAGGAAAUUAAGGGAAGGGAUUGGGGAAGGAGAGGAAAUGGAUUGGGGAAGGAAAGGAAAUGAGAGGAAGGGAUUGGGGAAGGAGAGGAAAUUAAGGGAAGGGAUUGGGGAAGGAGAGGAAAUUAAGGGAAGGGAUUGGGGAAGGAGAGGAAACGAGAAGAAGGGAUUGGGGAAGGAGAGGAAAUUAAGGGAAGGGAUUGGGGUAGGAGAGGAAAGGGAAGGGAUUGGGAGAGGAGAUCGAGGGAAGGGAUUGGGGAGAGGAGAUCGAGGGAAGGGAUUGGGGUAGAAGAGAGAAGGGAAGAGAGAGAAGGCUGUGUUUAAUUAGUAAUAUUGAAGAAACUGAAGAAAGGAAAAGCAUAUGGUAGGUAUUGAGUGGUAUUGGAGUACUUGGGUAUAUCGUGUAUGUGUCGUGUUAUUAGUGUGUGUGUGUGUGUCAUUGUUAUUCAUUGAUAUAGUUUUGUGUUACGAAUAUUGACUUCAGUUAUGUAUGUUAUUCUGUAUGUUAUUAUUUAUUAUUUAUUUAUUGACUUGUGGUGUGAGAGCUGGGUAUACAAGGGUGAAAGAUAAAAUGAAAUGAAGGAAAAUAAAAGGAAUUUGCGGAUAACCUUGGUAGUCUUUUCUUACUCCCGAAAUUGACCUCUCAUGAAACCGACCUCAAAAUUGACAUCUUACAAAAUUGACCUCCUGAUAAAAUUAAUCUUUCAAAAUUGACCUCUCCUUACAAAAUUGACCUCUCCUUACAAAAUUGACCUCUCCUUACAAAAUUGACCUCCUGACAAAAUUGACCUCCUUACAAAAUUGACCUCCUUACAAAAUUGACCUCCUGACAAAAUUGACCUCUCCUUACAAAAUUGACCUCCUGACAAAACUGAUCUUACAAAAUUGACCUCUCCUUACAAAAUUGACCUGAUAAAAUUGACUUCUCCUUACAAAACUGAUCUGAUAAAAUUGACCUCUCCUUACAAAAUUGACCUGAUAAAAUUGACCUCCUGACUACGUUGUUUUCUACUGCAGAAAUGUCUUACUUUUUUCCAAGAGUAUUCUGUCAGUAUUUACCUCACUGUGUGCUGACGGCCACCACUCUUGCAGGUGCUGAGGCCAAGGUCAGCAGCACCGCCGGGACUCCUCGCCGCUGCCCUCAGCACUACAGCUCACCUUGCCUUGGGGGCUCCUGCAGGAGUGGCCCACGCUGCCCCCCCCCCCCCACCUCCAGGGUUGUCUGCCAGGAGUGGUGCCACAAUGGAGGAUGUGGGGCCAGGCAGCGACACAGACAGCCCGGACCAGCGGCAGGUCACUGCUGAGGGUGGCAACACUGAACACCCCAAUACACACACUGCUGUUAGGAACUUUGAGUGUGAACUGUGUGGGAAAACGAUUACUUGUAAAGGUAACCUCAAUAAACACAUGACCAUCCACACUGGUGUUAAAAACUUUGAGUGUGAACUGUGUGAAAAAAAGUUUCUUUUUAAAUAUAUCCUCAAUAAACACAUGGCCAUCCACACUGGUGUUAAAAACUUUGAGUGUGAACACUGUGGGAAAAAGGUUACUGCUAAAAGUUCCCUCAAACAACACAUGCUCAUCCACACUGGUGUUAAAAACUUUGAGUGUGAACUGUGUGGGAAAAAGGUUAACUCUAAAGGUAACCUCAAACAACACAUGGUCGUCCACACUGGUACUAAAAGCUUUGAGUGUGAUCAGUGUGGGAAAAAGUUUCUUCGUAAAGGUAACCUCAAGUCACACAUGGUCCUCCACACUGGUACUAAAGACUUUGAGUGUGAUCUUUGUGGGGAAAAGUUUUUUCAUAAAAAUGGGCUCAUCAUGCACAUCCCUACUCACUCUGGUACUAAAAGCUUUGAGUGUGGACAGUGUGGGAAAAAGUUUCUUCGUAAAGGUGACCUCAAUAGACACAUUCUCACCCACACCGGUGCCAAAGAGUUAGAGUGUGGGCAGUGUGGGAAAAAGUUAGCUAAUAAACAGAGCCUCAAUAGACACAUCCUCACCCACACUGGUGUUAGAAACUUUGAGUGUGAAGAGUGUGGGAAAAGAUUUCUUCGUAAAGGUGACCUCAACACCCACAUGCUCAUCCACACUGGUGAAAGGAAGUUUGAGUGUGAUGUUUGUGGCAAGUGUUUCACCACCAAGAGUUCUAUUGCCCGCCACGUCAAGACACACCUGUGAGGUAUUUCACCACGGCCUGAUCACAAGCAGGACUUGCAAUCGCCAGCAUGUACCCUCCCGAUUAGAGCAACUGCAAGGCUCUUUAGUCAACCUCUGUUACUGCCAGGACAUCACACCCCACACACCCCACUCCCCUAGUUUAAGGCAGAACAGCAACCAUGCACUCCUAGUCAGUGGAAAGAAAAAGGCCUGAGCGGGCCCCAACCCGCCACAUCAUCCCAUGGUGUGGUAGCGCAGCGCAUAACCGACUGAGUUAUCAGAAUGGUAUACAGUAAUCCCUCGUCUAUCGCGGGGGUUAGGUUCCAGAACGCCCGCGAUAAGCGAAAAUCCGCGAAGUAGCAACCUCAUAUUUUUAAAAAAUAUUUAUAUAUAUUUUAAGGUUUUAUAAACCCUCCCCACACUCUUACAAAUCUUUCCCACACUUAUAAACACUUCCUAUGACGUUUCGUUGUUACGACGCGGUCCCAAUAAAUGAUACUAUAAUUCUUGUUUCGACUUUCGACAUUUGCUUCAUAAAUACGAACUUCGCGCAGUAAUUAGUUUGGCGGGGCGGAAGAACACUCAGAGAAAGGACAGUAUGAGCGUAGCUCACUUCUUUUAUAUCACAAUUAGGUAAAUCCAGAAGGGGAAAGGGAGGAGAGGGACGGAGUGAGUCAUGAAAAAAAUACCGAUAGAGGAUGUAGGAAGGGAGAACAAGGAAAAGCAAUGGAGGAAACAGGGAGAGAUAGAAAGGAUGAAAACAAGGGUGUGGGGAGGGAGGGACAGUGGGGAGAGUCAGGUCAGGUCCUGAGGGAGAGUCAUAGCAGGUUCAGUCAGGACACGACCUGACUCUCAAUUCCACCCCUCCCUCCCCACACCCUUUCCAUUUCCCCUUCUGUGUGUGUGUGUGUGUGUGUGUGUGUGUGUGUGUGUGUGUGUGUAAUCUAAUGGGGAAGGAGAAAGAGAGGAAGAGUGAGAGAUAAGACUAAAGAUAAGAGGGUGUGAGAAAGGAGGAAACAAUGGAAAUGAGUGGAGGAAAUGGGACGGGAAAAGAAGAGAGAGGUAGGGAGGGUC